This is a messenger RNA of Schizosaccharomyces japonicus yFS275, 3421 nucleotides long. RefSeq names its product meiotically upregulated Mug123. The transcript has a single exon. Bases 1137 to 1889 code for a protein of 250 amino acids. The record is from RefSeq and is a predicted model, not a curated record. NCBI's taxonomy places the organism in Eukaryota, Fungi, Ascomycota, Schizosaccharomycetes, Schizosaccharomycetales, Schizosaccharomycetaceae.
GAAGCCCGUCAAGACUAGCUGUAGUCAGUGUCGCUUGAGGUUUGAUCAUAUAAACGUUAUCACGGACGAAGAAUGGUUUGAAGUCCUGCCGGAAGUCGGAUACUUUUUCGUCUGUCGUUCUUAUCUUUUCAUUAACUGCCUUUUUGGUGGUCGUUCCUGCCUUAAAGAAAGCAUUAAGCUUCAGCUGCUGACGUUCUUUCGCUAAAGCCUGAUCUUCCAAUGCCUUCUUCUGAAGUUCUUUUUCAUGCUGCCGAUUUUCACGCUCCAAACGCUUUCGUUCUAAUUCUCGUUGCCGAGCCUGUUCACGUUCCUGCCGUUCUUGCUCACGCUUCCUUUUUAACGCUUGCUUCUCCUCUUCUUUUUGUUGACGCUUUUUCUCUCGAAGAAGUCGUUCUUGCUCACGUUUUCGUUGCUUUUCUUCUUGUUGUUGAACUUUCUGUAAACGUUUUACUUCAGAAGGCGUCAUUUUUGUUGCUUCCAACUUCCGUUUCCUUUUUCCAGGAAUCAGAACUUGAACAUCAAAAUUCCUUCUCUCAUUUACAGGUUCAUGAGUCACAAUUACUGGUGUUUUACCAUUAGUUCCAACUGUAUUUUCGUAUCCCACCUCGAUGGAAUUGAAACCCUUCACUUUUAGUAACGUUCCGUUGGAUUCCAAUUCGUUAUUCGCUUCCUUAGUGGUUUCUCCCGAGCUAAUUAUCCGUUCUUCAUCUCCUACAUCUACAUCCAUGUUGUUGCUUUUUGUAGUGUCUAAUAAGUGCCAGAUUUUGUGGAGGAAACCUUGAAAAGUAACAAGGAGGGACACACAAAUUCAACAUCUAAAGGAAUCAUUAAAAAGACUAUUUAGUCACAUUAUCCCCCAAUCUCUUAGCGAACAAUCUUAGAGCAGAUUGAAAAAGGAAUUGCAUUUUUUCGUCAUCUCCCUUCACCAGUUCACCUGAACUGUGUAUACAUUAAGUUAAUCGAAAAAAGAAGCUCAAAAUUAAUUCAUUCCCUACUCCCGGAGUACUAUUAAUUAAGGAAUACCUACUUAUUUAUUAUUAACUGCAUUUAUCGGCUUAGAGAAAGGAUUCUGAUAUCCAGGAAUCGACGAAAAAAUACUUUCGUCCCUUUUCUGUGAGAGCAACGUCUAAAUAAAUAUGACAGAUCCACGUGCUGGAUUACCGUGGUUGAGCAAGGAUGGUUCCGAAAGCAACCCGAAUGAUGCUCCAGUAGCACAGGCAGCAGCUUCGUCUACUAUAAAUCCAAAUGCAGCGCCAGGCCGCAUACCGGCUCCUGUAGAGAGAGAAGAAAGAGGAUCCUACGUCCAGAACCUUCGUAGAGCCAAAGCAACUGUUUGGACCGAUCAGGGCCGACUCGCUCCUGUGAAUUCACUCAACUCACGCAAGAUGUCUCAACAUAGCAAAAAAGGCUUCAGCAAAAGUCUGGGUAGCAUGCGUUCCAGAGUGUUCUCAAGUCAGCAUCAUAACGUUCACCAUACUCGGCCUGCAUCGUUACAUAGCAAGGCCACUGCUCCUCAGCACACACUCUUAACUCCUAGACUUUCUGCAACAGAAGGCAGAGAUGAUGAUGAGGAGGACUUUAAAAUUGCGUCUGCAAGCCAGUCUUUUACAUUUACUCCUUUUGCAGGCUCUUCGCGUGCUAGUUCUAUGCACAGUACGGACACUCCUUCACUUAUGGGAAUGUCUAUGCAGUCGGCAACUGGUACAAACUCGCCGCAUUCAGAGGAAAGUGCCUCCGGAAGUGGCUCUCCCACACAUGAGUUACAAUCGUAUCUCGUCACUCAUCGCUCCGAUAGUUUCAGUUCAUCAGACUGGGAAGAACCAGCCGAAGGUGCCAAACGUUUCGUUGUCACAAAUGCUACAGAAGAAGAUGAACUGGAUAGUGACUAAAACAACAGCGAACAAAUUAACUUGCAUUAUUUCAUUGUAAGUGUCUGCCUCCCUUUUUAAUGAACUUCAUCUAAAAGUGUUUUUAUGAGCAAUGCGUCGUUUUCCUCCAUCAACUUUUCCGUUAACAAGAUUCCAUACGUUUUUUCCAAAAGACCUCGAGUGUUCGGGGGGAGUUGUUCGCUUUCUGCAUUUCCAACAGGAUGAUCAUCCUUUAACAUGUGAAGUGCAUCAUUUAGAGCAUUGAUGCAUCUGUUUGCCUCCUGUUUUUCUUGUGGAGUGCCCUUUUCCAAUGCCUUAAUUACCAGCAACUCGUAAACCUUGAUAUUGGGCACAAUAAGAACACGAAUUGCUUCCUUUCCCAUUGUUUUAAGACCGAUAAUGGCGCCAUAGUGAGUAGUGAAAGGCUUUGUGUUAUCAAGAAAAGCCUUCAACAACGUUCUUGUAACACGAGGCUUCAAUGUGUAAUAAACAUCACCAAAUCGAUCACAAAUAAUACCCAGGAGGUAUGCGGCAAAAUCUCGCAGUUCAUAAUGCUCAGUGUCCAAACCUCCUGGGCCCAAGUACUUGGCAACCAUACAUGUCAGAAUGGGAGGAAUUAGUUGGUGAAUAUAAGGUUCAACGAAAAGAUUAGGGUUAUCCAGCAAAGACCAAGCCAUUUGCAUAAGGGUUUUCAGAACGUUGUGAUUGCUUAGGUUCUGUGUGACGGAGUCGGACAGGAAAAUGAUAAAAUACGGCAGCAAUUGAUGAAGACCCGGGUCAGUACGUAAACUCGACAAUGCAGCAUUCCUGAGUUCUGCGUUUGAGUCUGAAAGUAAAGCGUUUGCGAUGCGUUCAAAGUACAAUUGGAGUUCUUUUGAAAGAACGUGUCGAACAAGAGGCUUCACUUCAACAUUAUCAGCUGAAGGAAAAACAUCGCUUGUGCUCUUUCCACCUGCCGACUUUACACCAGCAGCACCAGCUUUCGCUGACCAGUCUCCACCGGCUCCGGAAUGAUCUGCAGUUGUUGGAUUUUGAGGAAUGGUAGGCUGAACGCCCUCGAUUGCCAACCAGUGAGCUGUGUACGUAAUAUCUCUCGGGAUUUUUGGUAAAGGCGCGUUGAUUACUUUCUCAAAAUCAAUUUCCUCAUCGUCCAAAUAGUACAAUGAACUUUGACCAGGUCCAAGAGGUGCCUCAUUAAAUACCACUGGCUCAUUUGAAUUGAAUCCAUACAAUGGUUCCACAUUUAAAGUACGCAAAGCAGCAGAUAUGUCCGAGUUCGUUAGCACACGACGUUUUGAAUGCCGCAUAAACUUGAUUGCUUCCUAAACCAGUUAAUGACGGAACCUAAUUCAAUCUGGUAACAGACUAAUAAAAUCGACAAUACUGAGAAAGCAAACGGUAAACAUGAUGAAAUAGAGCAGCCUACACUAUUCCUAAAUCCUUCGUCUGGACUUUUGUUUGUAACACGUACCUGUAUAAUUUGAUGAAUUCUGUACUCUAAAUCCAUAGCAAUUGCUUUUGCUACAUCGUCACCCAAGUUUCCAAUCCCAAGC